Molecule: messenger RNA, 1383 nt
Organism: Onychomys torridus (southern grasshopper mouse)
Lineage: Eukaryota; Metazoa; Chordata; Mammalia; Rodentia; Cricetidae
Gene: Espnl
Product: espin like
Biological process (GO): actin filament bundle assembly
Cellular component (GO): cytoplasm
Molecular function (GO): actin filament binding
Source: RefSeq, a predicted model, not a curated record
GUCAGCAUCACUGUCAACAGUCACUUUCUACCCAGGACAUCAGGCCUGGAAGACGAGGAAGCCAAGGUCCUGGCACCUGAACUCGAAGCCUCCUCGGCGGAGCCCGGCAAGACCGAGCCCAGCGGGCUGCCCUUCUGGUGCAGCCACAUCGGUCGCCUGGUGCGCAGCAUGUCCCUGCUGCUGAAGGGCAUGAACGGGCUAGCGCAGGGAGAGGAAAAGCCGCCCGCCCCGGGCCCGCAGGACGCGGGCAAGGAGGCCGGAACCGGCCCACCUCGAAGCGAGGCUCAGCGCGAGAUCCAGGAGUGCGGGGUGUCGGUGCGGACGCUGCGGGGGAACUUCGAGUCUGCCGCCGAUCUGCCCUGCGCCUCGAACUCCGGUCCCUGUGAGAUGGGGACGCCGCCCGGCCAGUGUCUACGAAGCUGCUGGUCGGCGCCGCCACAGCCCCGAGGCUACCCGAUGGGUGGAGAGCCCCGGCCGGGGGACACGGAGGAGGCCAGCGAUUCCGGCAUCAGCUGCGGGGAGGCCCCGUCAGAGGCUGGCGGGGGGCCGGGGCUGGACCUGGCUAGCCUGCGCAAGGAGCGCAUCGUCAUGCUGUUCCUCGGCCACUGGAAGAAGUCCGCCUACACGCCCGCGCUCAGGACAGCCGCUAGCAGGACCUUGGAGGCCCAGCGUGCUCGAUCCAGGGACGCCGAGGCCAGCGGUAACCCCCGGCCGCCCUCCCCGCCACCCAGCGACGGGCCCCGGCUCGGCCACCUGUGGCAGCAGCGCGGCAUCAUCACUCAUCUGCUGGGUACCUGGAAGGCCAUCAUGGCACACGUGCCGGCCCGGCAGCUGCGGAGGCUGAGCCGCAGGGUGCGCGGGCCCCUGUCCCCCGAGCAGUUCUUGCCGCACGUCGAUGGGGCCCCGGUGCCCUACAACAGCCUCUCUCUGGACCUCUUCAUGCUCGGCUACUUCCAGCUCCUGGAAUGCGACCUGCCGGCCGAGGAGCGCAAGAUGCGCCACCUGCUGUGCUUCGAGGUCUUCGAGAACCUGGGCGCCCACGGCUGGGAGGCGGUGCGCGCCUUCCACAAGGCGGUGACCGAUGAGGUGGCCGCGGGCCGCCGUGCCUGGACCGACGGCUUCGAGGACAUCAAAGCUCGCUUCUUUGGCUCCAGCCAGGGUCCAGUCUGGGACAUGGAGCCUGGCCGCAAGCUGGGCCUGACGCCACUAGGGUCCUUGCCUCACGCUGCCCUCCCUGGCAGCGGCCCCGAACCUGUGGCCCCGAGGCUAGGGUCCGACUCCCAGAGGGGCAGCUUCAACAACGGGGACAUCUGUGGCUACAUCGACCGCAGCUUUGCCUUCUGGAAGGAAAAAGAAGCUGAAAUGUUUAACUUUGGAGAAUGA